Varroa destructor (honeybee mite) is the source of this 2799-nucleotide messenger RNA. RefSeq names its product protein O-glucosyltransferase 1-like. Gene Ontology annotation, cellular component: endomembrane system. Gene Ontology annotation, biological process: protein O-linked glycosylation; positive regulation of Notch signaling pathway. The record is from RefSeq and is a predicted model, not a curated record. Lineage: Eukaryota; Metazoa; Arthropoda; Arachnida; Mesostigmata; Varroidae. Gene Ontology annotation, molecular function: UDP-xylosyltransferase activity; UDP-glucosyltransferase activity.
CUGCCCACGACGAAGACGACAACGAUGAGUGUUGCUGCUGCUGUUGUCGUCGACCGACCACAACGAAAGUGGAGAACGGAACAGUACAAUUGGGCAGGACGGCAGCGCAGGGUACGGCAAAACAGAAUAAGACAGGGCAAACCAGACAAGUCCGUCGAGCGACAACCGAAACCGACUAGCUCCUUUGCUUAGGUUUGCUUUACUUCGCCUAGCUUUUAGCUAGCUGGCUGGCUAGGCGAGAACUCUUCCCGUGUUGUGCUUUGGAAGCUUGCUAGCCGCUGGUGGCUCGCCGCCGCCAGACGGCGCUGCCGGUAUCUGCCUGAGCCCAGAUUUCCCGGGAGUCAGUUGCAAAAAGUGGAAGGAAUUGCAUGCCGGAACUAUUUGCGAUCGGUUGGCCGGGCUCGAUUUCGGACCUCGAUUGGGUUCGCACAGAUUAGUUGUCUAAAGAAAUGAAUCGCACGGCGAGAAAUAACCGAGCUGGUUGAAUCAAACCGCCGACAGGGCCAAGAUCGCGCGGAUGAACGCGUUCGGCGAGCGCGCCAAAAUUUCAAUUAAUACUGACGGAGCAGUUAGAUUCGCAAGCGCGGCCGAAAACAAGUGCCAAAGAAAGGACUAAGGAGUCAACAGAAAACCGAGUGACCGCUUGGUGAAGAAAGAUGCGCCGCCGAAAUAUCUCAUGAUGCCGGCCAUGUUGCGAGAUUAUGCCAAGCACACCAGCUUCAUUUAAGCUGGAUCAACUACAGACCAAUAUAUAUAGGUAUCUUGUCCGUGCGCGCACCAGCUUAACCAAUAAAACACAUCUCCAGAAAGGGCAACCUAACAAGAAAACAAGUUGAAAAAAUUCCUCGUUAGGAAUAAACAAACUGAGCUGGUCUGUGCUAUUUUUCGAAGCGCCUCAAUAUAGGUGUCUCUCUGUCGGAUAUUAGUGCUGCAGUAGCUAGAAAAAGAAAUAGGGGAAGAGCAAACGUUUUCGCUUGGUGCAAUGCUACGCUAGUUAGCACUAGCGAAAGUCGACGCCGGAACGACUUCGGAGUUAAAGUUCUGUAUGAGAAGGAGGAAAUUUUUGCCCGACAGAAAUCCGACCGAAAAAGGGGGCGGGGGAAGAAGAAGAAGGCGAACCAGAACUGAGAAUAUAGUGACAAGUCGCACGACUGUGGACGACUGAAGACCCGCCGACGCCCGCUGUGAUCAGAAGGGAGCUACUGGCUUCCGAACAAUUGCAAACUACUCGAAGUUCCUACAAAUUACACAUGUCAUCGAUAACUAAUCCUGAGUGUAUGUGUGUGUAUGGAGCAGCUUGACGUGAACGCCGCGCCUGAUUGUGCAAGAGACAGCGUUUGUCAUAAUGGUAUAGAGAAACCGUUAGCGCUAAAUGCGAUGCUUGUUAGUUAACUGUUACAGAGCGUUGUUCUAAGCUAAACUAAAAAGCAUAUAGCACUAUAUAAGAAAGUUGAGACCGCGUUGUUUGUGCCAACUUUUUUGUGAUACCUUGGACCGGAUAGUGUCUCUGCAGAAGUUUGCGCUUCUUGCUGGUUUGUCUUCGACUAUUACUAAUGAUCGGUAAAAAAUGCGAACUGUUGGGUUAUUUGCUUAUACUGGAUCUAUUUAUGGGAACCGCUGCGUGGAACCACCAAAACGACAAGUACUGGCAUGUGUUUAAGCAGAUCAACGCAUCCUUGGCUACCUACGAACAUUGCAAAAUCUCGAACACUUCAGGCUGUUCUCUUUGUCACUACCAAGUGAUUGCCAGGGAUUUAGCGCCAUGGGCUAGCGGCAUAGAGAAAAAGGACGUAGAUCGGGCAAAACAAUCCGGAGUUCAUUACCAGAUCGUUGGAGGUCGGCUGUACCGUCAGGAGGAAUGUAUGUUCCCAUUCAGGUGUUCAGGAGUUGAGCAUUUCCUCCUUGGUCUAGCCUCUAAAAUGCCGGACAUGGAUUUAGUGAUCAAUGUGAAAGACUACCCGCAAAGCCUACGGCGACACAGCAAAUUACCGGUAUUCUCAUUCAGCAAAAUAUCAAAGGAUUACAACGAUAUAAUGUAUCCUGCCUGGUCGUUCUGGGAGGGUGGGCCGGCAAUAAGCAUUUACCCUACAGGUAUCGGUCGCUGGGAUCUGCAGAGCGCUAAUUUACUAACUGAAGCGGAACGAUUUCCGUGGUCGGAGAAAGAAGACAAGGCUUUCUUUCGGGGUUCGCGAACAUUUCCUGAUCGAGAUCCCCUUGUGAAGUUAUCGCGGCGCAAUCCUGAUCUGGUGGAUGCUCAGUAUACGAAAAACCAAGCGUGGAGGUCGGAACAAGACACACUCGGAGCGCCGCCUGCGACAGAAGUUACAUUUGAACAUCACUGCCGUUAUAGGUACCUUUUCAACUUCCGUGGAGUAGCUGCUAGCUUUCGACUGAAGCAUCUGUUCCCCUGCAAAAGCCUCGUUUUUCACGUUGGCCCCACCGAAUCAAAUGAGGAUUGGAUCGAAUUUUUUUACCCCAUGCUCAAGCCUUGGAUACACUACAUUCCCGUGACGCAAAAGCAAUUGACAAAUGUUGAAUUUCUCCUAAGUUUCGCCCGAGAUAAUCAGGAUGUAGCACAAAAGAUAGCCCAACGUGGCUAUGAAGCCAUUCGUAACCACCUCCGAAUGAAGGACAUUCGCUGUUAUUGGCAAAAAUUGCUUACAACUUAUGCCAAUCUUAUAAAGUACCAUGUUGUUAAAGAUCCCUCUCUUAAAGAAGUUAUACUGAAAGUAACGCGAAAGUCCAUUCCCGCUUCUCAAAAAACCGAGCUUUAACAUGUUAACACCAUGUUCGUUAAAU